AUGGCGGCGCCCGGCGCGGCGGUGAGUGAGGGGCCCGGGCGGCUCCGUGCCCUCUCCCCCGCCCGCCCCGCGCUGAGACCCCGCUUCCCUCCUUUCCCCCCGCAGGAGCAGCGCUGGCUACGGGCGGCGCGGGACUUCGUUCGCGGGGCGCUGGCGGGGCCAGACGGGCAGGAGGCAGAGGCGCUGGAGGCGGUGCUGCGGUGCCUGCGGAGCGCGGGCGGCGGGGCGCUGCCGCUCGGCUGCAGUUUCAUCUCCAUCUCUGACCUACAGCAUCAGCAGCGCAUACCGUGCUGCAGCCACCUGAGCUGGAGCACUAAGGAAUUUAAGGAAUGGUCUAAUCAAGGACAAGGUGCUUUACCCAUGCAGCACACUUUGCCAAGGACUUACCUGAUCCUGGUUGGCUAUUUAACAGAUGGAAGGCAAGACAACAAAGAAAAGCUGGUAGAUGGUUGCCUGUAUGUGAAGGACAAUUCUGGGAUAAUUCCAUGUGAGCUCUUGCACUUUGAACUGGACUGGCUGGACUCACUGUUUGUCUUCCCAAGCUGGUCAUAUAUCCCACAGACAGACCAGAGUGCAGCAGGGUACUUGGAAAUCCUGGUGGAUCCAAUGCCAGUAAAUGCCCUCAAGGAAGUACUUCACAGCAUUCCUGUCACCUCCCCAGUGCCAGCUGAGCCACUGCUUACCUCCAGGAUUCUGCGUAAGAAAAGAUCAAAGCUUACUGUAGCAGGGGAAUUGACCAGACUCGGGCCUCUCCUUUGUGUUCACCACAAGACAUUCUUCUUUCUGUUUCUGAAGUGCUUUGCAUCUGCUGUUUGUGUCCCUGUGCUGGUGCAAAAACCCAGCCAGCUGCUGUGGCAUCGUGUCUUCCAGCUGGGUCACAGGUACACAGUCACAGGCCUGAGUAUGUCCAGCCUGAAGAAAUCUGGACAAACAGUGUUCAUCACCAGUGCUUCUUCCUGCCUUCUGCCCUACUGCGCAGAGCAGGUGAGGGAGCAGCCACUGGACAGUGCUUCACAAGGAGAAUCCACUCAGUCUUCUUCCCUUGAGGCUGCUGAGCAGCUCAGUUGCUCCUUGCAGCUGGAGGCUGAAGAGGAGAGGCCAAGACCAACCAAAGAGUCCAGGAUCAUCUCCUAUGUGGGAUUUGUCACCAAAGUACUCAAUGUCCAAGCUGGUCUCUUUUUACUGGAUAACCAAGUCUGCUUGUGCCUUGCUUACCAGCCCCUGCUGAACUCUGCACGGGGCCUCCGACCGGGAGCCUGUGUGCAGCUCAUCGACGUCCACCUCCUGCAGAAGCCUCUGGCCUCCUUCCCCUUCACUGUACUCGGUGCCUGCCUGAACAGCAUGGUUGUGCUGAAGAGUUUCUCAAGGCUCAGCACCCCCUACGAGCCCCUGGCCUCUUCAGGAAAUCUCUGCUUGCAGCUGCUCUUCCGCUUCAAUCUGGGAAUGCCGCUGUACCUCUGGCUGGUGAGCCUCCUGGAGACCUUUGAGCAGAGGUUUUCUUGUUUCUUUGGGCGCCGUCGACUGCUUAGCUCUAUGCACCAAAACCCUGGAGCUGCUGAAAAGUUCCUUGUCCCCCUUCUGCAAGCUAUGGUGCCAGACAGAGAAGAAGCAAGAGAUAUUUAUAAUGAAAUUCUAUCAGAAAUACACCAGUGUCCCCUGCAGAAAUACUUGCCUGUGAACCCUCCAUGCCAGGCCCCAUCUCUGUCUGCAGUUUGCCGUGUGGCAGAGCAGAAGAGCUGGGAGGGCUUCAGUCCAUCCCAGUUGCUUUCCCCCUUGGAGGCACAGCACAUGGGCACCCAGGAGCUGAAUCGCAGACUGGCCUGGUCCUACUGCACACUCUCAGCUGAAAGUUUCCAGCCCCAACUGAUACUCGUGGGUGUGCUGAGGGUCUCCUCCAGGAGCAGUUUCCUGCAGCUGCAGGACAAGAGCAGCGCACUUUGCUGUGUGAUCUCCCGUAAGGAUGGCAGCCCCUUUGCCCAGACUGCUCUCAUAGGAUCACUCGUGCGGGUGGAAAACUACCAGCUUGUAGUGGAGAGAUUCCUUAAGACUGAUUUUCCCUCCUGGGAACACCUGGAAAAUCUGGAGCAUGUGAGAGAGAAAAAAACUAGUGUCUAUGUGCAGUUCUACUUGGAGGAUGUUCAGGUUCUCCGUGCUGCUGAAGGACAAAUCCAGAAAGGCCUUAGGAGUGGAAACAGCUCCUCUUUGAGGAAUAAGAAAGAUGGCAGCACAGCAUCUGAGCUGGAAACCCCAGAGGCAAAAAUGCUGAAAUUGGAGGAUCCCAAGGCAGACACUGGCAGAGAGAACUGUCAGGGGGGUGAGAGCGGCCCCAGAACAACGAGCUGUGUAUCUCAGCUGUUCCUGGUCACCCAGAAGGAGGGCCUCAUGUCACGCAAUUACCAGCUGCCCACAGAAGGAGAUAAAGAGGCACAUGAGCUGCAGCGCUGUUUCCAGGCCACAGUGCUGUGGCUGGGCAGACCACAGCUCUGGAGCCACCCCAGAGAAACUGGGAACCUAUCGGAGCUGGAGGACACUGGCUGUGAUGGAGAAGAGGGUGUGACGCAGCAAGAAGCACUGCUGCUGUUUCUGGGGAGGUCUCUGCGAUGGUUUCCAUUCCUGCACGUGGACGGACUGUAUCGCUUCACUGUGCCCUGCUGCUCGGACCUGGAAGUGUUUUACAAGCUCUGUUCUCCACCUGUGCCAGCAACAUUCCUGAGCAGGCCAUCAUGCCCCCCGUCGUGCCUGCUUGUCCAAGAUAGCUGGCACUUAGAGCAUGAGACCUGGAUCUCCUGUCUGCCUGAGCACCAGCUCACAGCCCUGUCAGUGCUGACAGGCAUGGACCAGAGAACUGCCUCCAUCCCAGAAGUGCUUAGCAGCAGUUUCACAGGUUCCCUUGUUUCUUUCUGUGGGGAGAUCAUGGAGAGGACCUUGUGUGCCUCUCCCAAGAAUGAGAAGCCACCUGGCCGUCCAAAGCAGACAGAGACUCUGCUGUCCUGGGAUCACAGUGUGAAGCUCAGUGUCUCAGCUGCUCCAGGCUCCCCUGUUGUGAUGGACAUUUACAUUACUGCCACCUACCUGCAGCACCUCAGGGGCUUGCUACCUGGAGCCAAGAUCCUCUUCCAGAACUUGGAACGCAAGAUCUCAAGAUUCUGUAAUGUUUAUUGCACAUACAUUGCCUCCAGCUGUGUGAGCAUCCUAUCUCUGCCAGCUUCUCACCUGCCUUCUAAUCCUGCAGGAGAAGCCUCAUCCCCCUCACUAGUGUUUCUAUCCAGCUUGAGACCUCAGCUGCAAAAUGUGGCCCAGGCCCGGAUUUUAUGCCUCUUGUCCUGUGUACUGACCGUGCGCCUGCAAUGGAUUUGCUCACUUUGCAGCUGCAUCUUCAAAGAGGGGAGGUGCACCCGACACAAUCCUCCAUGUCCAUCACAAACAGGAGUGAGGCAAGCCAGUGCACGGGUGCUGGUGGAGGAUGGAACGGGUGAAGCUGUGGUGCUGUGCAGGAAUGAACAUGUGGCAGCAGUGCUGGGCCUGAGCCUUCUCGAGUGGGAAGCUGUGCAGAACUGUGUGCAGAGCAGGGGCAGCGUGUGCAUUCAGCACGGGGAGGCUCCUGGAGCAGGGUGUCUAGAGGAACCUGAGGAUCUUGUUGCUCAUUACCUAAGGAGUCUGUGCAGAAGUCCUCUCAUAUGUCGCCCCAUCCUGUUGGAUUUCAGCCUAGACAGGAAGCCCUCCAAGAUCCUGCAGCCUGCUCCCCUGCAGCUGCGGAAUUUUCGCUCCGGUGAAGUGGAGUUCGUGUCACGAGUGGGGCCUCGUCCAAGCCUGCUGUGCCUGAAGGUGGAGGAAGUGGGACAAGAUGCCUUAGGCUACCGGAACAGCCAGAGGAUGAGCAGGACAUCCAGUUCCUGCUGAGUGGGAGCCACUGCUUAAUAUCUCUCCCAGUGGGAGCGGAAUUAUGGAAAUACCUACUGUGAUCGGGAGCUUUUUAAAGCUCCUUUCAGGAGGAGCACAGGGUGAAGGGUGCAGUCAAGCAGCUGCUGUGACUUGUGGAAUUCCUGAAUGGUCACUCUGGGCCAUUGUCAGCCAGUGACUCUGGGCUACACUUUGGAAGAGAGAUGUUCAGUGCUUCCUAUGUGACAGCUCUUGCCUUGGGCCUAGGGCACGCAGUGUGUGCAUUUGGUGUGGUAGUAUCUACUAAAUAAAGCUAUG
This is a messenger RNA of Melospiza georgiana, 4197 nucleotides long. It is a transcript of the gene CTC1, whose product is annotated as CST telomere replication complex component 1. Gene Ontology annotation, cellular component: CST complex. Gene Ontology annotation, biological process: telomere maintenance via telomere lengthening; positive regulation of DNA replication. Gene Ontology annotation, molecular function: single-stranded DNA binding; telomeric repeat DNA binding. The record is from RefSeq and is a predicted model, not a curated record. The coding region runs from base 1 to 3900 and encodes 1299 amino acids. Lineage: Eukaryota; Metazoa; Chordata; Aves; Passeriformes; Passerellidae. The transcript has 23 exons.